This is a messenger RNA of Fimicolochytrium jonesii, 1295 nucleotides long. RefSeq lists its product as uncharacterized. The transcript has a single exon. Lineage: Eukaryota; Fungi; Chytridiomycota; Chytridiomycetes; Spizellomycetales; Powellomycetaceae. The record is from RefSeq and is a predicted model, not a curated record. The coding region runs from base 53 to 964 and encodes 303 amino acids.
CCAGACCUCUCCCCGCUCAUUCACCCACCACUUCCGCUCUCGCUUGCAGACCAUGACCGACACAGCCCCUGUACCCGGCCGACUCUACGCUAUGAGGCUGUCUUCUGACGCCGUAGAAACCGUAGUCACUCCAGCACAGUCUCCAUCCACCAGCGUUCCCGGCAGCCCCACGCUGUCGAUCCAUCCGGUCCCGAGCAUUCCGCGGCCUGCGGCAUGGACCGUGAUGUUCCACACGGGCGGCCCCAACGCAACCGUCUUGCUGAUCACAUCCUUUCAUAACCGUCCAUACGACCAUCCCGACGUUCUGAAACGCACGCAUCUUUCGCAGGCCCAACUAGCAGACCUGCUCAUACCCGUCAACAGAGAGAGCCACCAUUCGACCCGACGCUCCAUCAAAAUACAAGGACUGGAGGAGCGCGGUGGUGGCUACUUGGUCAUCGAACCCGUCCGCGUUGCGGUUCAAGAUGUUUACCGUCAGUGGACGCAAACCCCAAUCGACGUAGACAGGAAGGACAUGGAAUAUAUCUUGGACGUCCGAGCCGCUCGGGAGCGGGCCUUGUUCUUGGGGCCCCCACCGAGGCCCGAGAGUUCCCAGGCUGACGUGGCGCUCAAGCGGGAGCGACCCGAAAGCAAAGAUUCCGCUUCGAGCCAGCGCGGCCCGCCAACAAAAAGAGUGGCCCCUGACUCUGCGGCCGAGCGGCAGAGGGACGGGGGAUCAGAAGGAAACGGGACGGGGACGGGGACAGAGCCGGGGACAGGGACAGGGACGCAGCACUGUGGGGGAAACGACGUCCCUUGGGACGAGGACAGUGGGUGGCCGAGUGACGACGAGGAGGAAGUCGUUCCCUUGGCGGCUCUCGAGGUGGACCUUUUUGAGCAACUCCCCGAGGAAGAAGGGGAAUUUGCCGACAACUGGCCGGUCGACAUGAUGGGAGGAUUGGGAAAGAUGAUGGUGGCCCUGUAAACAGCCAACGCGUUGUCACACAAGCCAACCAAUCCGCUCUUCUCCGCCCGCGUAGUUGCCUUCUUCUUCACCAGGCUGAAAUUCCACGUCUCGUGUCAACGUCGAGCCUGUGGUUUCGUCGGCUUGGGCUUCGAGACCUGUGACGCGGAUGGUGGCCGGGCCGAUGGUCGCUUCUCCUCGACGCUGUUCUUCAGGCUUGUCCAACGUCUUCCUUCUCGUUCGAGUGUCGAUAGGUACAGUCACCUCGCAAAACGCUGUGCCCCCCCCCCCCUCUAAUUGAAAUCAAUAUUGGUCACUGACGUGAAUUUGGCGUCGCGGUAGUCGCUGAUAU